Odocoileus virginianus texanus is the source of this 915-nucleotide messenger RNA. NCBI's taxonomy places the organism in Eukaryota, Metazoa, Chordata, Mammalia, Artiodactyla, Cervidae. The record is from RefSeq and is a predicted model, not a curated record.
AUGACUGCUGAGAACUACAGUGUGGCUACUGACUUCACAUUCCGAGGACUUUCAGACAGAAGGCACGUUCAGCAGAGGCUUUUCCUGCUCUUCCUGCUGGUCUAUGGCAUAACUGUGGUUGCCAGGGUAGGGAUGAGCCUGCUGCUCAAGGUGGACCCGAGACUGCAUACACCCAUGUAUCAUUUCCUGAGCAAUCUUUCCUUCUGUGGUGUUUGCCAGUCCUCUGCUGUCUCUCCCAAGAUUCUGGCUGAUUUCCUAUCUGAGCAUAAAAGGAUUCCAUUUGACUUGUGUGCUAUACAGAUGUAUUUCUGGGGGACUUUUGCAGGUGUGGAAUGUCUCAUGUUGGCUGUCAUGGCUUAUGACCAUUAUGUAGCCAUUUGCAAUCCACUUCUUUAUACAGUUUCCAUGUCCAGAAGACUCUGUACCCAGCUAGUAUCUGUUGUCCACAUGAAAGUUUUGGUAGAUUCAGCAAUCCACACCUGUUGUACAUUUUGAUUAUCAUUUUGCAGUUCUAAUGUCAUCAAUCACUUUUUCUGUGACAUCCCACCCUUACUAGGCCUCUCCUCCUCAGAUACAUCCAUCAGUGAGAUAACGCUGCUCAUAUCCAGUAGCUGUGUUGUGGGGACCAGCAUUAUCCCUGUCCUCCUUUCCUACAUCUACAUCACAGCAACCGUCCUUGGGAUAAACUCAGCCAAGGGGAGACGCAAAGCCUUCUCUACCUGUGUCUCCCACUUAACCGCUGUGGCUAUAUUUCAUGGCAUGCUCCUGUUCAUGUAUUUCAGACCCAGCUCCAGUUACUCCAUGGACACAGACAAAAGAGCCUCUGUCUUCUACACAGUUGUCAUCCCCAUGUUAAACCCACUCAUCUACAGAUUAAGGAAUAAGGAUGUGAAAGUUGCCAUAAAAAAUAAGUAA